UCUGACGACAACCCCACCACUGACGAACACCUCAACCUCCCCCAAGCUCCUGGCGACAGCAACACCGCACCUUCAACCUCAGCCUCACCACGUUCAAAUAAUUAUAUCCCGCCUCGGGCUGUCGCAAAGAUGGCCAACCCCCCACCCAUUGUCCUCGACGGCGGUACCGGUUUCCUCAAGGUCGGAUAUGCCGCGCAGAACUUUCCCGAGCACCAGUACCCGUCCAUCGUCGGCCGGCCGAUCCUCCGGUCUGAGGAGCAGACGGACAGCGACCUGGUGAUCAAGGACAUCAUGUGCGGUGACGAGGCCGCCGCGGCCCGAACGAUGCUUCAGAUCAGCUAUCCCAUGGAGAACGGAAUCGUCAAGAAGUGGGAUGAUAUGGAGCACCUCUGGGAUUAUACCUUCUUUGAGAAGCUCAAGGUGGAUCCCCAGGGCCAGAAGAUUCUCUUGACAGAGCCGCCGAUGAACCCGCUCAAGAAUCGGGAGAAGAUGUGCGAGGUCAUGUUUGAUCGAUAUGGAUUCGGAGGUGUUUACGUUGCCAUCCAGGCCGUCCUGGCACUGUACGCGCAAGGUCUGAGCUCUGGUGUUGUCGUCGACUCGGGUGAUGGUGUCACACACAUUGUCCCCGUUUACGAAUCCGUGGUCCUCAACCACCUUACAAAGCGAUUAGAUGUUGCCGGCCGAGACGUGACGCGCAACCUGAUCAAGCUGCUCCUGCGCCGCGGCUACCCCCUCAACCGAACCGCCGAUUUCGAGACUGUCCGCCAGAUCAAGGAGAAGCUAUGCUACGUGUCAUACGACCUGGAGCUGGACAAGCGCCUGAGCGAGGAUACCACUGUGCUUGUGGAGGAUUACACCCUGCCGGACGGACGUGUGAUCCGCGUGGGUAGCGAGCGAUUCGAGGCGCCCGAGUGUCUGUUCCAGCCUCACCUUGUCGAUAGCGAGUCACCCGGCCUGGGCGAGUUCCUGUUCAACACGAUCCAGUCUGCCGAUGUUGACAUCCGCUCGUCCCUGUUCAAGGCGAUUGUCCUGUCUGGCGGCAGCAGCAUGUACCCUGGACUCCCGUCGCGACUGGAGAAGGAGCUGAAGCAGCUGUGGCUCACGCGGGCGCUGCAGGGCAACCCGGAGCGUCUGAGCAAGUUCAAGGUGCGGAUAGAGGAUCCCCCGCGACGGCGACACAUGGUGUUCCUGGGUGGUGCGGUGCUGGCCAACAUCAUGGCGGACAAGGAGAGCAUGUGGGUUACCAAGGCGGAGUGGGAGGAGCAGGGACCGCGGGUGCUGGAGAAGCUAGGACCGCGAUAG
Fusarium falciforme is the source of this 1302-nucleotide messenger RNA. RefSeq names its product Actin-related protein, ARP2 class. Gene Ontology annotation, biological process: Arp2/3 complex-mediated actin nucleation. The coding region runs from base 130 to 1302 and encodes 390 amino acids. Gene Ontology annotation, molecular function: actin filament binding. The record is from RefSeq and is a predicted model, not a curated record. NCBI's taxonomy places the organism in Eukaryota, Fungi, Ascomycota, Sordariomycetes, Hypocreales, Nectriaceae. Gene Ontology annotation, cellular component: Arp2/3 protein complex; actin cortical patch. The transcript is spliced from 3 exons.